AUGGCAUCCACAAGGCACCGCCGCCUUGUGUUAUGCUUUUGGGGAAUACUCCUGAACGCUUUAAUAGGCGUGACUUGUGAAGCGGAGCUGUCCUUCACGCUGGAGCCCAGUGACAUCAUCGCGGUGCAGGAGCAGCCCUUGAUGCUGCACUGUCAGGUGGUGGGCAUUCCCCCCAUCACCACCCUCUGGAGGCACAACGGUCUGCUGCUGCCUCAGGACCAGGAGCACACCAUCUUCAUCAAUGGCUCUCUCCUCAUCGCCCACUUCCUCAAGACCAAAUCUGACGGCACGUCUGAUGAGGGCGACUACGAAUGCAUGGCCCAGAAUUCCUUUGGGCUCGUAGUAAGCCGCAAGGCCCGCGUACAGGCAGCAACUAUGGCAGACUUCCAUGUCCAGCCAGAGUCGGUGCAGGCAGAAGAAGCAGGAGUGGCCCGGUUUCAGUGCCAGAUCCACGGGCUGCCUGAGCCUGUCAUCAGCUGGGAGAAAGACGGACACCCUGUGGACACCGGUGACAAGAGGUACACGCUGCUGCCCACAGGCGUGCUGCAGAUCACGGGGGUGCGGGGGGAGGACAGGGGGAGGUUCUGCUGCGUGGCCCAUAACAGCGCUGGAGUCAAGCACAGCACAGAGGCUCUCCUUACUAUUUCAGCCUCCCAGUCCUCAGUGUACAAAGAGCCCAUGAUCCUGGUCGGCCCGGAGAACCUUACCCUCACCGUGCACCAGACGGCCAUUUUGGAGUGCAUUGCCACGGGAUACCCUCGGCCCAUCGUGUCCUGGAGCAGACUAGAUGGGCGUCCCAUCGGCGUGGAGGGCAUCCAGGUGUUGGGCACAGGGAACCUGAUGAUCUCGGACGUGGGCGUGCAGCACUCAGGGGUCUAUGUGUGCGCCGCCAGUAAACCGGGCACUCGAGUCCGCCGCACCGCUCAGGGACGACUGGUGGUUCAAGCUCCAGCAGAGUUUAUCCAGCCCCCCCAGUCCAUCGCCAGACCGGUGGGCACCACGGCCAUCUUCACCUGCCAAGCCCAGGGUGAGCCAGAGCCUCAGCUCACCUGGCUCAAGAACGGACAGAUCCUGGAGCCGGGCGGCCACGUCAAACUCAGGAACAACAACAGCACGUUGAGCAUUUAUAGUAUCAGCCAGGAGGACGAGGCCAUAUACCAGUGCAUCGCCGAGAACAGCGCGGGAUCCACACAGGCCAGCGCGCGGUUGACGGUGUUGUGGGCGGACGGGCUGCCCGGCGUGCCCAGCCAGGUCCAGGCGGAGGCGCUGUCCCCCUCCUCCAUCCUGGUGUCAUGGAAAGAGCCUCAGCAAAACACUCAGGACAUCAUCGGAUACGUGCUGCACAUCCGAAGGACCACAGACCCGGCCGAGAUGGAGUAUGAAGAGGCGGUCAGCAAGGUGACGCUUCAGCAGAUCAUCAGGGAUCUGGAGCCCUCCACCAGCUACACCUUCUACGUCAAGGCCUACACCUCCCAUGGGGCCAGCAAACCAUCAGACAGUGUCACCCAGAGCACGCACGGGGAGGUGCCUGCACCCCCAUCCCUCUACACCAAGGUCUUGAACAGCAGUGUGGUCCAAGCGUCCUGGGACCCCUCCUUCAAAAUGGGCCAACACCAGGGUUACAGACUCUUCUACAGACGGGCCCAUGCUCCAGCUUUCACGGGCCCCAUCAGCUUUCCGCGCAACGUCACCCAAUACAGUAUCAGCCAGCUUGAUUCCUCCCUCGUCUACGAGAUAAAACUGCUCGCGUACAACCAACACGGGGAUGGGAACGCCACUGUUCGAUUUGUUUCGCUCCGGGAAGCCUUGGAGAAAUCUGUUCUGGACGACCCGUGCGACUGCGUAAAGGAUGAACACAGCAAAACAUCCACCACUGGGAUCAUAAUUGGCAUCCAUAUUGGAGUCACCUGCAUCAUUUUCUGUGUGCUCUUUCUCGUGUUCAGCUACCGCGGCAGGUUAAUGAUGUGCAAGACAGUGCAGGCUACCCCCCAGGCUGGACACGGUGCGGCCAUAGAGUCCUCUUCCUCUUCCCAGGGGGCCGUGGGGCUGAACGGCGCCACCCGAAGGGAAGUGGAGGUCAAUGGCAGCGCAGCGGGGAAGAAGCCAGUCGACAGCAACGAGUUAGAGAGACUUUUCAACCAAACAAAUGGGCAAGACACACAUAUGGUGACCUCCUCUGCCCUGAACGACACCCAGCUCUCCACCAUCCUCCUGGACGAGUUCUCGGUGGAGCGAGAGGCAGAGACCCUGUUCCACCAGCCCCCCACAGCCCCCCCAGCACAGCGCCAGGACCAAGGCUAA
Molecule: messenger RNA, 2301 nt
Organism: Boleophthalmus pectinirostris (great blue-spotted mudskipper)
Lineage: Eukaryota; Metazoa; Chordata; Actinopteri; Gobiiformes; Gobiidae
Gene: igdcc3
Product: immunoglobulin superfamily, DCC subclass, member 3
Exons: 14
Coding region: 1-2301 (766 amino acids)
Biological process (GO): cell-cell adhesion; axon guidance
Cellular component (GO): plasma membrane; axon
Molecular function (GO): protein binding
Source: RefSeq, a predicted model, not a curated record